This is a messenger RNA of Papilio machaon (common yellow swallowtail), 954 nucleotides long. RefSeq names its product leucine-rich repeat-containing protein 57. The transcript has a single exon. The record is from RefSeq and is a predicted model, not a curated record. Gene Ontology annotation, molecular function: protein binding. Bases 159 to 875 code for a protein of 238 amino acids. Lineage: Eukaryota; Metazoa; Arthropoda; Insecta; Lepidoptera; Papilionidae.
GUCAAUCAAUGUUAUCAGUUAAAUGUCUAAAUGUUGUGAUUUGGUAACUCCAAGCAAAAUAAAAUAUUUUUUGGUUUCAUAUAUACGGUAAUUGCGAAGAGGUGUGAUAAAGGCUGAAAUAUUAGUAAUAGGCAUAUGUGUUUGUACCAGUAUCAGUAAUGGGCAAUUCAGGCCUAAAACAACAUUAUGAGACGGCGGCUAAGACGGGAGUUUUACAAUUAUCUGAACGGAAGUUAAAGGAACUUCCUUUGGAAGUGUUUAAUUUAUCAGACAAUUUAAGAAACUUAGAUUUAUCGAAGAAUAAAAUUCGUUGUAUCCCAGAUGAAAUUAAUCGCUUAAAACAUCUAAAACAACUGAAUUUGAGUGCCAACUGUAUCACUAACUUACCAGAUUCAUUGUUUAGUGUAAAGAAACUUGAAAUGCUAAAUAUUUCCAGCAAUGCUAUCGCGUCGUUACCACAGCAUAUCGCGAAUUUGAGUAAUCUGAAACAAGUUUAUCUAAACAACAAUAAAUUUAAAGAGUUUCCAGUGCAAUUGCUGGGCUUAAACAACUUGGAAGUGGUUGAUCUUUCUAAUAAUAAAAUAACUGGUAUUCCUGAGGGGAUGACUAAUUUCUAUGCUGCUGAGUUAAAUUUAAGUCAAAAUGAGAUUUCAAGUCUAAGUGAGGAUUUGCACCUAGCUCCGAAACUUAAAAUAUUGAGAUUAGAAGAGAAUUGUUUAAGUCUAGAUGCUAUAAGACCUAGUCUGUUGAGAGAUUCCAAAAUUCAUACAAUCAAUUUGGAUGGUAAUCUAUUUGAAACAAAACAAUUGGCAUUACUUGAAGGAUAUAAUGAAUAUAUAGAAAGAUAUACUGCAAUGAAAAAGAAAAUGUUUUGAGUGAUAUUAACCGCACAAUAUUUCAAUUUAUGGAUACUGCAUAACAUUUGAAUACAAGAACACAACUAUUUAUCACAAC